UCAUCACAUCGUGUUUUGAAAAACAUGCAGUCGCAGCUGGGACGAAAUUUUCAGCAUUAAAUUUUAAUUUCUCGCCGCUUAUCAACAGAAUAAAUACUUGUUAAAAUGCUCAGCCGAGCAAUAAUGAAGGGCCUUUUGCGCCCUUCGCUGUCGCUGCGUCCGGUCGCGGCCGGCAUGUCCCAGUAUGGGCCUCAGUUUGUCGAUCCGGUGUACAAGCGGGAAACCAUCGCUGCGCUGGAGGAGUCCGGCGAGAUCGUAAAGAUCGCGCACGUCCCGGUGAAGGCCGCCCGCAACAACGACUCGUGCUCGGUGUUUCACGACGAUCUGGUCUCGCAGUUUACGAAUUAUGUAAUGAUCCAGGGCAAGAAGGGGCUGGCACGGGAGAUUGUGGAGCGGGGCUUUGAGAACAUCAAGCGGAUGCAGCUGGAGCGGUACCAUCUGGCGGAGAGUGAGGAGGAGCGGGCGGGGAUUGAGUUGAACCCGCGGGAGCUGUUGCGGCGGGCGGUGGAGAACUCACGCCCGUUGAUGCAGCUGACGCCAAUUAAGCGGGGUGGGGUGAGGUAUCAGGUUCCGGUGCCGAUUACGGAGAAGCGGUCGUACUUUUUGGCGAUGAAGUGGCUGCUGGAGGCGUGCCGGGAGAAGGAGCGGACGGUACACUUCCCGGAGAAGAUGGCCUGGGAGGUGCUGGAUGCGGCGGCGAACCAAGGUAAGGUGAUUAAGCGGAAGCAGGAGCUGCACCGGCAGUGUGAGGCGAAUCGGGCUUACGCUCACUAUCGGUGGAGCUAAGCGUGGGGAAAUUGAGUUGAAGGGGUUGAAAUAAUACUAUUUAGUAGCUAUGAA
Molecule: messenger RNA, 840 nt
Organism: Culex quinquefasciatus (southern house mosquito)
Lineage: Eukaryota; Metazoa; Arthropoda; Insecta; Diptera; Culicidae
Gene: mRpS7
Product: 28S ribosomal protein S7, mitochondrial
Exons: 2
Coding region: 106-786 (226 amino acids)
Biological process (GO): translation; ribosomal small subunit assembly
Cellular component (GO): ribosome
Molecular function (GO): structural constituent of ribosome; mRNA binding; rRNA binding
Source: RefSeq, a predicted model, not a curated record